AUGAGACUCUUCGCUCUCGCUGCGUGCUUCGCUGGUGCUCUCGCCCAGCAAGCCUCCAUCUACUACCCGACGAGUGGCAGCACCAUCCACCCCGGCAACCAAACAGUACAAGUCAACCGCCAGCCCAGCACCACAGGCUCCCGCGAGGUAGACAUCGUCAUCUCCAUCGCGCCCUGCCACCCAGACGGUACUUGCGACGAUCCCGCCACGCAUCUCGGCACAACGCUCUAUGUUGGUCCAUACAACCCUCAAUACCCCACGCCACCGUACUAUGGGAACUACGGGAUUCAGCAGAACUUUACUGUUGACAUACCUGAGGCGCUCGCGGGGCAGAAGGCCGUGUUGAGCGUCGUGCAUUUCGCUUUGCUUGGAGCGAGCCCGGAGGUGUUGUUCGAGGUCGUGAACGCUACAGUGAACGUGGCUCAGAAGUACUUGCUAUGA
Peniophora sp. CBMAI 1063 is the source of this 441-nucleotide messenger RNA. Lineage: Eukaryota; Fungi; Basidiomycota; Agaricomycetes; Russulales; Peniophoraceae. The record is from the annotation of a GenBank genome assembly.